Spinacia oleracea (spinach) is the source of this 1401-nucleotide messenger RNA. RefSeq lists its product as uncharacterized. The transcript has 10 exons. The coding region runs from base 90 to 1088 and encodes 332 amino acids. Gene Ontology annotation, molecular function: metalloendopeptidase activity. Lineage: Eukaryota; Viridiplantae; Streptophyta; Magnoliopsida; Caryophyllales; Amaranthaceae. Gene Ontology annotation, cellular component: membrane. The record is from RefSeq and is a predicted model, not a curated record. Gene Ontology annotation, biological process: CAAX-box protein processing.
UAAUCUUCAAUCACUUCAUCAGCCUUUCAAUCUUCUUCCCUCGCAAUUUUCUCUCUCCUCCUCCUUUUCCUCUACUCUUUCCACCAACAAUGGCGUCAACUCUCUUAUCACCAACAUUCCAGAUUACAGCAAUCAAUCGCAAUUUCCGCACCUUCUUGGCCCCACAUCCCUCUUAUGCAUACCCUAACAACUUUCUACUUCAUAAGUAUACUAUUAAUGGAAAGUCAAAGCUGGAUUCUUCACUAUCAGUUGCAUGCUCGUACAAUUCCAAAAAUGGAACUCCGCAACCGAAGGGAGAUGGAUUGGACUGGCCAAUUUUGAAGCGUUGGGAUGUUCCUUGGCCAUGGCAAACCAUUUCGCUUACCUCGCUUGCUUGUGGAUUAAGUUUUGUGCUGACAGGUUUGAUAGAGAAUCAAGCAUUGCCAUAUCUUGGAAUUAACGUUGUGGAUUUGUCAUUAGAUGAAAAGGCAGAACUACUGUUUCUGGAUCAAGGCAUAACAACAGCAGCUGUGUUAGGAAUCCUUUUUAGUCUUACCAAGUCCUUUCAGCCACUUCCCGACGACCUCUACCGAUAUGAUUUGAGGGAACCAUUCAAUUUACGGAAAGGAUGGCUGUUAUGGGCUGGGAUUGGUUUUGCUGGGGCUCUUGGAGCCAUUGCUUUGACAGGAGUAGCCCUGUCCUUCUUUAGCGGCGAGACACCACAAAGAGAGACCGAUGCUCUGGUUCGCUUGAUGCCAUUGAUUGGGUCAUCAGAAGUCAGCACACUCUGCUUGUUGGGAAUCACUGGAGUUCUUGCUCCGUUACUUGAAGAAACAGUAUUUCGAGGAUUUUUUAUGGCAUCCAUGACAAAAUGGGUUCCGACUCCAGUAGCUGUGGUAAUUAGUGCUGCUGUCUUUGCGCUUGCUCAUCUGACUCCUGGAGAAUUCCCACAAUUGUUUGUUCUCGGUACUGCUUUGGGUUUAUCAUAUGCUCAAACUCGCAACUUGCUGACUCCCAUCACAAUUCAUGCUCUUUGGAAUUCUGGCGUAAUCCUGCUCCUUACAUUCCUCCAGAUCCAGGGCUAUGAUAUCAAAGAACUGUUGCAGUAGGGAAACAGAUCAACUAUACCAUGACUUUAAAGCCAAUUCCAACCUCAACUCACGAUGCCCUAGUUUUUCGAUCUGUGGGUUCAACAUGUUUCUUAGAUCCUGUUAUGUUGUGAGACUAUUAGGCAGCCACUAUUUUUAUUCAAGCUACAAUCUGUAAAUGGACAAGUAGAUACUGCAAUGAAGUCGGGGUUUACAUGAAAUUUUCAUGGUGGUAGCCACAUAUUUUGCUCUUUUGAUGUAAUGCUAUGAGUCUAUGACAUAUUGACAUGGGAUUAUCAGUUAUGAACUUUAAUCAGAGUUUAUAUUUUACCUA